AUCUUUCUUUAAGCACAGUUCUGAAAAAAAAAAAUACUUUGACUUACACCUUCGCAAAAUCUCAAUAUCGCCUAGGGCAGCCAAUGGGCUAGAACCGGCCCUGCUGAGGCUACUGACUGUCAGUCGAGGAUCAUGCGAUGCCCAUGCAUUGGGGACGUUUCCAGCAGGUUGUCUUCUUCCUGCUUUGUGUGAGCCUCGUGCCCAAUGGAUUUGGAAAUUUCACCCUCGUUUUCCUGACUGAUGUGCCUAGUCAUCGCUGUGUGGUUCCUGGUAUCAACCUUACCGAAGACUGGAAUGCAACCAUCAUACCAAUAAAGGUGGUGAGUGGGGAACCGGAGCCGAGCAGAUGCAGCAGGUACAGGCUGGAUGUGGUCAGAAACCUCUCUGCUCAGGGAUUCAUUCCUGGCAGGGACGUCAACCUCACCGACCUGGAGCAGGAGGACUGUGUGGACGGGUGGAGCUACAGCAAAGACGUCUACCAGUCUACUCUGGUCUCCGAGUUCGACCUGGUGUGCAGUGAUGAGUGGAAGCAGCCGUUCACCGCCACAGUUUACUUCAUUGGAGUUCUUUUUGGAUCCUUCUUCUCAGGACAGCUGUCAGACCGGUUUGGAAGAAAGCCUGUGCUUUUUGCAACCAUGGCAGUUCAGACGUUUUUUUCCUUCAUUCAGGUCUUCGCUACUUCGUGGACUAUGUUCACUAUCCUCCUCUUCUUCAAUGGUUUAGGACAGAUGUCCAACUUUGUGGCUGCUUUAGUGCUGGGCUCUGAGAUCAUGACGGGCAAUGUGCGAAUCCUUUUCUCAUCGUUGGGCUCGUGUUUAGGCUUUGCCGUUGGCUACAUGAUUCUACCUCUUGUUGCUUACUUUUUGAGAGACUGGAAAUCUCUCACGUUGGCUUCGUCUUUGCCCGGCCUACUUUACCUCCCUCUCUGGUCGUUUAUCCCAGAGUCUCCUCGCUGGCUGCUCUCUCAGGGAAAAGUGGAGGAGGCUGAGGCCAUUUUGAGAAAGGCUGCUAAGUGGAACAAAGUUAAGGUUCCAAAUAUCAUCUUCCAAGAUUACAGUGGUAAUGAGAAAAAGCCAGAGCCUAAAGAAAAAGCCAAUGUCACCGUCCUGCUGAGGAACGGCAGCAUCAGAACCACAACACUUGUUUUCUGCUUUGUUUUCUUCACUUCAUCUACAGGAUACUAUGGCCUGUCCCUGAACACAGCUCAGCUUCAUGCUGACCCCUUCAUCAGCUGCUUCAUCUCAGCGGCUGUAGAAGUACCAGCAUACAUUUCUAGCUGGCUGAUUCUGCGAUACUUCCGCCGACCGUCUGUCAUCUCUACCUUGCUUCUUGGAGCAGUGUCGCUUUACCUCAUCCUACUACUGCCUCAAAGUCUAUCAAAUCUCUAUAUUGCACUGGAGAUGUUUGGUAAAUAUGCUUUUACCACUACUUUCUCUCUGAUGUUUACAUACAUGACAGAGCUUUACCCAACAGUGCUCAGGAACACAGCAACAGGGACGUGCAUUACUGUUUCCAGAGUGGGAACAAGCUUAGCACCUUUUUUAAUAAAGCUGGAUACAUACAUAUUGUGUCUUCCUUAUAUAAUAAUGGGGACUCUGGCUGUUUUGUCGGCCAUCGCUGCUCUUUUCCUGCCGGAGAGUUUUAGACAACCUCUACCUGAAACUGUCCAACAGAUGCAUGAGAGAGCAAGGUUGAAGUUUCCAUGCACUGGAAAAGAAACCCCAAUACCACUGGAACAUUUUGACGGUCCACUUUGACACUCUAGCACUUCAAUGAUGAUGGUGAUAUGUUAAUAUCGCUUUGGAAUUAUAUCAGUAGCCUACUGUUAAAAUGUUUCAUGUUUAAAAUAAUUUUAGUUAAUUUAGUUCGAAUUCCCCUUGUUUGAAACUAUUUAAAAAAUCACUCUUCUCUGUUCCAAAACAUCUAUUGUGUAACUGAAUUGGUGGAAUGAAAUCAUGGAGUUGAGUUGUACUUGUGGCAAUGUAUGAGGAUUUUUUUUUUUUGUCCUUUGUCUUCUUCAUAUAUGCAUGCAUUACAUUUGUUACCUUAAAAGGGAAAGAUCAAUGGUCACACUAAGCUGACAAUACAAGUUUACAAUAAAAGCAAAUCUCACAGGUCAAAUAACA
This is a messenger RNA of Eleginops maclovinus (Patagonian blennie), 2126 nucleotides long. Its product is annotated as organic cation/carnitine transporter 2-like. Gene Ontology annotation, cellular component: membrane. Gene Ontology annotation, biological process: transmembrane transport; quaternary ammonium group transport. Lineage: Eukaryota; Metazoa; Chordata; Actinopteri; Perciformes; Eleginopidae. Gene Ontology annotation, molecular function: quaternary ammonium group transmembrane transporter activity. The record is from RefSeq and is a predicted model, not a curated record.